AUGCUGAAAUCCCCAUCUGGGGAAACGUUAUGGGAGAACUCCGGCUCGAAAUCGCCGGAGGCGGCGAGCAUCACUUGCCGCUCGGCACGGUCGAGCUCCGCCGCCAUCGCCGCCAGGUCGAAUUCGGAGAAGAAGGGGCCCUGCAAAACGGCGUUCACGCAAUGCAGGGCGCACAGUUUGGACUCCUGCACCUCGUGGUACAGUGUUGAAGGAGGCGGCUGCGGCGGUGGCGUCGUGCCAGAGCUUGAACCUCCGCGGGAGGAGAACGCGGCCGGAGUUAUUGAAGAGAUUGAAGUCGGCGGAGGCGGAGUCCGGGGUGACUUGAAGGGCGUCGUUGCUGAAGGUGGCGGGGCUAUCCACUUGGAAGCUCGGCAAGCUCGUGGGCUCAGUCCGAGUGCAGGUCGACUUGGGUCAAGCCCAGACGCCCGCCGUGUGCCAGAACGCGAUAAUCCUCCCCAAACUUCUCCAAAUACCAUCUAUGGUUCUGCCCGGCCCGCGGCACUAGGUGUACACGAAGAACCCAAGCCCAGCCCACGACCACGUCAUGACGGCCCAGCCCAACCACUCUACAAUCUCGCCCAAAUAAUUCGGGCAGCUGACCCACUCAAAAAGCCCACCCCUGGGCACCCUGUACCCAUCCCCACUUUCCUUCAACCCCAUCAACACGCCGUCCGACCAGACGUUCGCCGCCGCACCGCCGACGAAAACCGCCCCGCCGGCGGCCAUCCUCCACCAGAACCACCGGUCUCCGUCGAGAUCGGCGUACUCCGACACCCACCUCGCCUGCAGGUAGGCGUUCAGCAGGUUGAACACGAACGCCAUCGCCGCGACGCUGGCCGGGAACCCGGAUCCGCGGCCGCGGCGGCGGCGGGCCUGGAGGUGGAGGCGGAGGGGGUAGACGAGGGUGCGGUGGAGGUAGUGGAGGAGGAAGGGGGAGAUGAGGGCGAGGGCGCGGGCGUCGCGGCGGUUCCGGCCGUGGGGGAAGAGGAGAAGGGUGAGCCAGACGGUGGGGCUCUCCAUGAGGAGCCAGGCGAGCGGCGGGGGGAGGGUGGGGCCCCAUCCGGAGCGGCGGUGGCGGCCGUAGGGGGCAGAGAGGAAGAGGAGGGAGACGACGGUGGGGGGCGUGAUGAGGAAGAGGGAGAGGAGGCAGUGCCGGAAAAGGGCCUCGUCGGAGAACAUUUUUUGCGGCGUGAUUUUGGGUUUUUUUCAGUGUCUUGA
Messenger RNA from Striga asiatica, 1218 nucleotides. Lineage: Eukaryota; Viridiplantae; Streptophyta; Magnoliopsida; Lamiales; Orobanchaceae. The record is from the annotation of a GenBank genome assembly.